Plasmodium gallinaceum is the source of this 4875-nucleotide messenger RNA. Its product is annotated as conserved Plasmodium protein, unknown function. The coding region runs from base 1 to 4875 and encodes 1624 amino acids. Lineage: Eukaryota; Apicomplexa; Aconoidasida; Haemosporida; Plasmodiidae. The transcript has 2 exons. The record is from RefSeq and is a predicted model, not a curated record.
AUGGAACUAUAUCAAGAAGAAGUAUAUGAUAGGGCAAAUAUAAAUAUUAAUGUGAUAAUUAAUGAUAAUAUAAAAGAAGUAAUUAUAAAAAAUCUUAAAAAUAAUAUAAAAGACAAAAAUAUUAGAAUAAACAGCUAUGAUUAUAGUAGCAUCAAUAAAAUAAAUUAUUUUAUCAAAGAUUCUAUAAAUUCUGAAAAUAACAUGCUACAUUUCUGGAUAAAAAAAAUUAAAAUUAUUGCAUCAGUUAUUAUUUUUUGUAUUGACUGGCAGAAUAUAAUUAAUGGUGAUAAAAAUGAUUUAAAUAAAGAAUGUCCUAUUGAGAAAAGUAUUAAAGAUAUGAAAGAAGAUAAUGAGGAAAAUGAAAAUAAUGAUGAAAUAAAUUUAAAUGAGGAAAAUACAAAUGAUGAAAUUUUGAUUAGUAAAGUUUUAAAUAAGUGUAGCAUUCAAAAUGUCGAAUUUAUGAAUGAAAUAAACAAUGAUUUAAUUAAAAAAAUAGAUGAAAUAAAUAAAAUAAUUAUGAAAAGAAAAAAAAUGUGUAAAAUCAUUUUAUUAGUUAUAUUACCAGAAAAUACAAAAAACACAGAAGAAUAUAUCAAGCACAUCACUUUGUUAAAUUCUCAAAAUAUAAAUGCCAUAUUUAUCACUUUAGGUUUAAAAGAAAUACACAAUAAAAUAAAAAAAUUAGAAAAUUUAUUAAAAGAUUGUAUUAAUUCAUUUUUUAAACAAUAUAUAGUUAGUUAUGAAAGUAAAAGUAGUAAAAAUCUGAUAUGCUUCUUUAAUUAUAACUUUAAGAAAGCUUAUAUACUAGAAAUGCUAGAAAAAUAUGAUGAAAGUAUGAAAAUAUAUGUAAAUUUAUGCAAAAUAUUUUAUGAAAACAUAGGGAAAAAAUUAUUUUCAGAUAUCGUAAAAUUUUUUGAGUAUGUUAUCUUUUUUAAUUCAAUUAGCAUAAGAAUGAUAUACAUAUAUUUACAUUUUAAAGAUGUUAAGAAAAGCAUUCACCAUAUAUAUACGCAUAAUAAAAUAAUUUUUCUAGCAUUAAUGAAUAAAAAAUUUACAUAUGAAAAAAAUGAUAAGUUGUUAGAAAUUAUUAAUGUUUUUAAUAUAACUUGCAGUCAUGAUUUUGUGAACUACAUAAAGUAUUCUGCGCUUGAUGAUGUAAAACAUAAGAAGACAAUGAUAUUAAAUGAAGAUUGUUUGAGUGAAUUGGUUUAUAUUUUAUAUGAUAGAAUAAUUAAAGAAUAUCUAUAUUAUAAUUUACUCUCAUGUGUAUAUUUUUAUUUUUACAGAAUAAUUAAAAAUAUUAACAUUAAUAUUCACGAUGUAGCUGUAUAUGGCCUUUAUUGCUGUUUUUGCAUUCAUUAUAAAAUUAAAGCACUUAAAAAAAGAAAAAAAUUAAUUAAUGAGUUUAGAAACAUUAAACUUGAUACUUACUUUAAAAUAGCUUCAAUUUCCCAUUUACACGAUUUUAUUUUAAAUUUUUUAAUUGAAAUUUUUCACAUAAUAAGUAUAAAUAAUAUUUAUAAUUUAUCUGUAAUUAUUAUUUAUUUUUUGUGUAUGAUAUAUUUUGAAAAAAAAAACUAUAUAUUUUGCUUGUAUUUAUUGUUACAAUUUUUCAACCAUAAAGAUCCCUUUUUUAUAUUAAGUUCAUUUGAUACCGUAAUUCUAAAGGAAGAAAAAUGUGACAUAAAUGAUUUUUAUACAUCUCUAGAAAAAUUUAAAGAAGAAAAAACUUAUCUUAGAAAUAGAAGAGGAAACUAUUAUGGAUGCUUGAUACUUUUGGUAGUAAAUAGCUUAGGAUUUUUAUUAAAUCAUGAAAAAAUAAUAACAAAUAUAGAUAAAAAUAUUUUAAACAAUGAAAAAUUUAACAUAGUACAUUAUGAAAAUUUAUUUAUCAAUAUUUGCUUUGAAUAUUUGAACAUAUUAAUAAGUAAUAAUAAUCAAAGGGAACAAAUUGAAUUCACUGAAUUUAUUACUUCAUAUUUUAAGUUCAUAAAUAAAGAUUUCUUUUUUCAUAAAGAAUUAGAUAUAUCAAUAUCUAAUAUAUUUAUGAACUUAUACUAUUUAAUUGAUGAGAAUAAUCUUAAAAUUUUUUUAAAAAUAAAAAAUAAAAGCUACACUAAUUUUAUUUUAUUUCCGUUUAUUGGAAUUUCAAUAAAUAAUAAACUGUCAUAUUUUAAGUUAACUUUUUCAAACAUUUAUGAAGAUAUUUUUUUUUCGUAUGCAGAAAAAGUAAGUUAUGAAAACAUAGAUGAAUUAUUUUUAAUUGAUUAUUUAUCCAAGGAAAAGAGAUUAAAUCAUGAAAAUAGUUGUAUAAAUGAUCAAAAUGUGAUAAAUAAACAAAGUGUAAAGAAUAGUGAAAAGUUAUUUUUAGACAAAGAAAAUUUAAUUAGUUUAUUUUUAUGUAAUAAAAAAGGAAAUGAAAUUGAUAUUAAUCAUGUUGAAUUAUAUUUACAUAUUUAUAAUCAAAUUAUAAAAAUAAAAAUAAAUAAAAUUUUCACCUAUUGCUUAAGAAAAGAAUAUUUAGAAAAACUAAAUAUUUUAGAAGAAAAAAUAUCAAUUAAGACAAAUAAUAAUAUUUAUCUAGAUCAUAAUGAUACUAAAAAUAAUUUAAACAUAGUAUCUGAUAGUUUAGUUUUAAAAAAUUCAUUUGGAGAAUUUAAUCCUAAAGAAAAUGACAUACUUAACGAAAAAUCAAUAAUAAAUAAUAUUAAUUAUGUUGAUUUAAAAAAUGUUAAUCAAGAUGAUAACAUUGUAUUUGAAAUAAGGAAUAGUAAUGAAAUAAAUAAGGCAGAUUUUUAUAAAUUAAAGAAAGGGAUAUACCUAAAUAAAUAUAAAAAUAAAAUUAUAUUUAAUAAAAAUAAAUAUUUCUAUAAAAAUAUAUUAAUUAAAUAUGUGAAUUAUUUUGUCUAUUCAAAUAAUAAUAUUUUAUAUUUAGGUGAAUAUAAUAUUUCCUAUAUUUUUAUUAAAUGCUCAAAAUACAUUCAAAAUUUUGAAUUAUAUUUUUCAUUUAUCACAGAAGACAUAGAAAAUUUAAACUUUUAUUUAUUAACGAAAAAUAGUAAUAUAAUAGGUGUUCAAAAAAUUAAAAGUGGGGAAAAAGUUAAAUUCACUGUAGAUAAAAAGAUAUGCAAAUUUUUUCAAAAAAGAAAUAAUAUUACAAGUUGUUCUAACUAUGUAAACACUAAUAAAAAAACAUUAAAAAAUAAAUUAUAUAAGAAAGAUAUUAAUUAUAUGCAUACCACUUGUGAGAAUGUUAAUAAUGAUAAUGAUAAUGAUGAUAAUGACGAUGAUGAUGACGAUGAUGAUGAGGAUGAGGAUGAUGAUGAGGAUGAUGAAGAGGAUGAAGAUGAGGAUAACUAUAGUAGUUAUAAUGAGUAUAGUUAUGAUAAAAAUAAAAAUAUAAAUUCUAUGAAAAAUGUAUCCAGUGUAUCAAUUAAAAAUAAUGAAAUAGAUGAAUUCAUUAUUGAUAGAACUUUUCAUAAAUUAUUAACAGAUGAUUUAAAUAAAGAAAUGGAUGAAUUAUUAGAAAAAAAAGAAAAUGAUUUGUUUUUUUUUGAGAUUAAAUUGAAUAAAAGAAAAAGAAAUAUAGAAAAAAAACUUAAAAAAUUAUAUGGAAAAAGCAAUUUUUGUAAUGAAUGCUAUAUAUCAUAUAAUAUUAGAAAAGAAAAAAAAAAUAGAAAUAAAAUUUUUUCAUUUUAUUCAAACCAAGAAGAAAAAUUAAUAUGUAUACCAUUUCUUAUAUAUCCAAAAAAUUCAAAAAAUUCAAAAAAUAUAAAUGUAAAUUUUGAAUUUUUUUUCAAAAGUGUUUAUUUUAAAGAUACUUUAAAAUAUUCGAUGAUAUAUUAUAUUGAACCUUCAAUAAUAACAAUGGUAACAAAGAUGAAAGUAUUAAACGAUAAAAAGAAAAUGAAUGAAAAUACAGGAGAUGAUUAUAUAAAUAAAAUGGUUAAUAAUAAUGAAACAUGUAAAUUAUUGAAAAAUCAUUCUAAAGAAAAAAAUUACAACAUUGAUACACUUAAUGAUAAUAAGAACCAAAAAAUCUAUAAUGAUUUAAAUUAUUAUUAUAUAUAUAUAUAUAAUAAUAAUAUAAAUAGUAUAGCUAUCAAAAAUAUAACGGGUAGAAAAUUAAAUGACAUAAUCCAAGUUAAAUAUAAAAGUACAUACUGUGAUUUAAUAAAAACUUCUAAUGAAAACAUAAAUAUAAAUUAUCAAUUUAAUUAUAAAAAUUUACUUUUUCCAUUUAACAAAAUAUUUAAAGAAGUAACUUUUGUUUAUUCAAUAAAAUUACCAUACAAUGAUUUAGAAGAUGUAAAAGAAAUAAAUUUCAUAAAAGAACAAAAAAAAAGCAAAAUUAAAAUAGAAUUGAUUUACUCUAAAAUUGUAAGAUAUAAUGAAACUUUUAUUGUCGAAUCUGUUAUAACUAAUGAAACAAAUAUUACUGAAGAAGUUGUUAUUUUUCUAUAUGAUAACCAAAAACGAAGAAAAAAAGCAUAUCAUGAUAAAAAUAAUUUAGAACGAACAAAACAAAAUAGAAAAAUUCAAGACGUUAAAAAAAAAAAAAUACAUGAACACAAAAACACAUUUGGAAGUAGUUCUGAGUUUUCUUUUUCAGAUGAUUUAGAAAAUUUAAUUGAUCAUGAUUAUUCCUUAUCAGUUGAUGAAGAUGACAAUUAUAAAAAGGAUUAUAUAAUAACAGGUGUUAAAAUAAUGAAGAAUAUUUUAUUACCUUAUCAAACAAUUCGAUUAAAAUGGGCUUUUAUUGCAUUUACAUAUGGUAAUAUAAAAUUACCUAAUGUAUUAAUAAAAAGAAAAACAAAAAUAAAAAAUAAUAUAAAUGUUUUCUCAUCACCAAAUAUUGAAUUAUUCGUAAUAUAG